Molecule: messenger RNA, 951 nt
Organism: Myotis brandtii (Brandt's bat)
Lineage: Eukaryota; Metazoa; Chordata; Mammalia; Chiroptera; Vespertilionidae
Product: melanoma-associated antigen 11-like
Exons: 3
Biological process (GO): negative regulation of transcription by RNA polymerase II
Cellular component (GO): nucleus
Source: RefSeq, a predicted model, not a curated record
AUGGUAGCCACCCGAGGCUUCCCCUGGAGUUUGUGCAAUGUGGUGCCUCCUAAUUUGUCUCUUGGGGCUCUCAGAUUGGUGCUUUCCGGGAGGGCUUUGUCUGGGGGUCUGGACAAAGGACUAUUCCAAGAGAGCCUGGAGGAGGCAGCUGCUGCUGAGACAUCAAGUCCUCCCCACAGCCCUCAGGGUGCCUGCCUUCCCCCCUCUGCCAUGGCAGCCCCUCCAUGUAUCCAACCUGAAGAUGAGGGCUCCAGCAGCCCAGAUAAGGUGGGGGCAACCAGCAGGGAGGGCUCCGAAGAGGCCGAGUCCUCUCUGCAAGGUGCCCUAUGUUUGAAGAAGGCUUGCCUGGUGGCCUUCCUGCUCCUCAAGUAUCGCACCAGGGGGCCGACCACAAAGGCAGAAAUGCUGAGUAGUGUCAUCAAAGAGCACCAGGACCACUUCCCUGAGAUCUUCAGCACAGCCUCUGCGUGCAUGCAGCUGGUCUUUGGCAUUGAUGUGAAGGAAGUGGACCCCAGUGCCCACGCCUAUGUCCUGGUGACCACCUUGGGCCUCACCUAUGAUGGGAUGGUAUGUGAUGAGCCCACAUUUCCCAACACUGGCCUCCUGUUCACAGUUCUAUGGGAGGUUGCCUCAGAGGGUGACUGUGCCCCUGAGGAGGACGUUUGGAAAGCCCUGAAUGUAAGGUGCUUGCAUGAUGGGAAAGAGCAUUGGAACUAUGGGACGCCUAGAGAGCUCCUCACUAAUGUUUGGGUGCAGAAAAAGUACCUGGAGUACCGGCAGGUGCCCAACAGCAAUCCUGCAUGCUAUGAGUUCCUGUAGGGUCCCAGGGCCCACGCUGAGACCACCAAGUUGAAUGUCCUCGAGUUUUUGCUCAGGGAUUAUAGAAGGGAUCCAAGUUCUGGCCCAUCCCUGUUUGAAGAGGUUCUGAGUGAUGAGGAAGGGCAGGCCUGA